Molecule: messenger RNA, 1666 nt
Organism: Rhinopithecus roxellana (golden snub-nosed monkey)
Lineage: Eukaryota; Metazoa; Chordata; Mammalia; Primates; Cercopithecidae
Gene: ANXA9
Product: annexin A9
Exons: 16
Coding region: 324-1361 (345 amino acids)
Cellular component (GO): cytoplasm
Molecular function (GO): calcium-dependent phospholipid binding; calcium ion binding
Source: RefSeq, a predicted model, not a curated record
GUAAAGCCAAAGGUACCGUGUUGCCUCGGCAGUCCUAGACUUUGGAUCCCACCCCUAGCCAGGCAACAGCAGGAGGUCAUGAACUAGAAGUUGACAAGCCACGGAUGGAGCCAAGGAGAGGCCACACCAGAGCCAGUGCUCACACAGGCGAGCUACCAGGCCACAAGGACGACACCCACCUCGCCUCUGCACCUCUGAGCAUCCAUGUACUUGCGAGAACACUUGCUCACAUCAGCUAAGAGAUUGCACCUGCUGACCUAGAGCUUCCCACCUGUGGCUCCUAGGGUGAGAGGCAGCCAAGCAGGGCAGCCAGCAGUAGCACCAUGUCUGCGAGUGCUGGGAAGAUGGGACCGUCCCUCACCCAGGAGAUCCUCAGCCACCUGGGCCUCGCCAGCAAGACUGCAGCGUGGGGGACCCUGGGCACCCUCAGGACCUUCCUGAACUUCAGCGUGGACAAGGAUGCGCAGAGGCUACUGAGGGCCAUUACUGGCCAAGGGGUGGACCGCAGUGCCAUUGUGGAUGUGCUGACCAACCGGAGCAGAGAGCAAAGGCAGCUCAUCUCACGCACCUUCCAGGAGCGCACCCAACAGGACCUGCUGAAGUCGCUACAGGCAGCACUUUCCGGCAACCUGGAGAGGAUCGUGAUGGCUCUACUGCAGCCCACGGCCCAGUUUGACGCCCAGGAAUUGAGGACAGCUCUGAAGGCCUCAGAUUCUGCUGUGGAUGUGGCCAUUGAAAUUCUUGCCACUCGAACCCCACCGCAGCUGCAGGAGUGCCUGGCAGUCUACAAACACGAUUUCCAGGUGGAGGCUGUGGAUGACAUCACGUCUGAGACCAAUGGCAUCUUGCAGGACCUGCUCCUGGCCCUGGUCAAGGGGGGCCGUGACAGCUACUCUGGAAUCAUUGACUAUAAUCUGGCAGAACAAGAUGUCCAGGCACUACAGCGGGCAGAAGGACCUAGCACAGAGGAGACAUGGGUCCCACUCUUCACCCAGCGAAAUCCUGAACACCUCAUCCGAGUGUUUGAACAGUACCAGCGGAGCACUGGGCAAGAGCUAGAGGAGGCUGUCCAGAACCGUUUCCAUGGAGAUGCCCAGGCGGCUCUGCUCGGCCUAGCUUCAGUGAUCAAGAACACACCGCUGUACUUUGCUGACAAACUUCACCAAGCCCUCCAGGAAACUGAGCCCAAUUACCAGGUCCUGAUUCGCAUCCUUAUCUCUCGAUGUGAGACCGACCUCCUGAGUAUCAGAGCUGAGUUCAAGAAGAAAUUUGGGAAGUCCCUCUACUCUUCUCUCCAGGAUGCAGUGAAAGGGGAUUGCCAGUCAGCCCUCCUGGCCUUGUGCAGGGCUGAAGACAUGUGAGACUUCCCUGCCCCACCCCACAUGACAUCCGAGGAUCUGAGAUUUCCGUGUUUGGCUGAACGUGGGAGACCAGCUGGGAUAACCCCUCACUGAGCACCACAUGCUGUAGCUUCUUGUUGAGGUUGGAACUGUUUCUUUAAAAUCCUUUAAUUUUCCUCAUCUCAAAAUUAUAUCUGUACCUGGGUCAUCCAGCUCCUUCUUGGGUGUGGGGAAAUGAGUUUUCUUUGAUAGUUUCUGCCUCACUCAUCCCUCCUGUACCCUGGCCAGAACAUCUCACUGAUACUUGAAUUCUUUUGGCAAACUUC